AUGCCCGUUGGUCGAGCAAGGAAAGCACGCCUUGACCACGGGUCAAAGCGAACUAUUUCUCGCUUUCUGGUCUCCGAGGCGGCAAUUGGGAAACUGGUGAAGGGCAUCUCAGUGGGCACCGAUGCUGCUCAUUCAGUGACGCCAAGGGAACUGGGGAGCGGGUUGCCGCAUGACCCCAUUCACCUUCCACUUCGAAGGACCCCAAAUGGCAGCGGCUGCUAUCACUGCGCCACGGAGGAGUGUUGCUGUGUAGCGUUUGAAAAGAUCUUAUCGAGCACCUACGCUGCAAUGUCAAAGAAACGUGUGGUGGAAGUGUCCGGUGCUCGACAGCUUUGCGCAAAGUCGCUGCUGACACCUUUUGUCACAAGGCUAGUGCGCCUGAUGAAUAUAACGAAGAACGACACCUUCUACGAUUUCGGAUGCGGAAAUGGUUCAGUCUUAUUUCAAGUCGCCUUUAUGACUGGUGCAAAGUGUGUUGGUGUGGAAAUCAGCGAGCACAAUGCAGAUGUUGCACGAGAGGCCUGGCAGCUGCUGCGGCAGGUGCUGGAGAAAAAGUACGAUCGGCCGAUGCCGAGGAUGGAGAUUAUCACGGCGGAUUUGGCUGAACUCCUCUCUACGCCCACGUACUUCGACGAAGAAGAAGGACAAACGGCUAUCCUGAUAUCGAAUCUCCUCUUCCCGAAGCCCCUGACGCACUUUUUGUCAGAGCGUCUCCGGUCGACCCAUGUAGGAACCCGUAUCCUAUGUUUUGACGAUUUGUACCCCCACGCUCGCUCGGUGGCUACGUACAGAGACCCUGGUGCUUUUGAGCUGUUUGACAUGAAAGAUUACUUGUGGCAAGAGAUGAGUGUGGAAUGGUGCUCAAUGGAAGGCAGAUUCUUCAUACACACGCGGAAGUAG
This is a messenger RNA of Leishmania mexicana MHOM/GT/2001/U1103, 900 nucleotides long. RefSeq lists its product as hypothetical. The record is from RefSeq and is a predicted model, not a curated record. NCBI's taxonomy places the organism in Eukaryota, Euglenozoa, Kinetoplastea, Trypanosomatida, Trypanosomatidae. The coding region runs from base 1 to 900 and encodes 299 amino acids. Gene Ontology annotation, molecular function: histone H3K79 methyltransferase activity. Gene Ontology annotation, cellular component: nucleus. The transcript has a single exon. Gene Ontology annotation, biological process: regulation of transcription regulatory region DNA binding; DNA damage checkpoint signaling; DNA repair.